UGUUGGAUAUAAAAGCAUAUAAAUAGUACUAAGAGACAAUUGUAAGGAACACUUAAGUAGGAAAAAGAAAUGGUCGGAGGUAAGGAAUCGUUUGAUUUAAGGAAGAAGAAAGGAAGCCUUAUUCCUCUAAAUGUUCAUGACUCUCUUCUGCACGUAUUCUUCUCUAACUUGAUAUACAUAUAUAUAUUCACUUGUCUUUCACUUCUUCUUUAACUCACAAACUCAGAAUUACUAGUGUUGCGUAUUCAUGGCUUCUCACUUUACUUCAUUUACCAAUGUUUGGUUUCUCUUGUUUGCUAUUGCCUUGGGGGUAAAAUUGUCCGAAUGUACGAAUAUUACCAUUAUAAACUACUGUACAGAGACAGUAUGGCCUGGAAUUACACCUAAGAACAAUUUCAGUGGAGAUGGUUAUGAGCUGAAACAAGGCGAGUCUGCUGUCUUUACCGCUCCGGCUGGGUGGAGUGGACGUAUAUGGGGUCGAACCGGGUGUGACUUUGACAAGAAUGGUAACGGUACGUGCCAGACCGGUAGGUGUGGGACCGGCUUAAAAUGUCGUGAACCGGGUCAACCUCCAGCUUCAAUUGCCGAAUUUACCCUUGGGGAUACUGAUUUUUACGAUGUUAGCCUUGUGGAUGGGUUCAACUUGCCUAUAGUAGUAAAACCUGUAAAUGGCAAAGGAAACUGCAGUUCUGUAGGCUGUGACAGUGAUCUCAGACCAAAUUGCCCUUCUGAGCUAGCUCUCAAGUCGGACGGCAAGACGAUCGCCUGCCGGAGCGCAUGUAACGUCUUCGACACCGAUGAAUAUUGCUGUAGGGGCACAUUUAGCAGUCCAAUUUCAUGUUUGCCUACAAACUAUUCAACGAUUUUCAAAACAGCAUGCCCUGUGGCUUAUAGCUUUGCCUUUGAUGAUCCAACUAGUAUCAUCACUUGCUCUUCUACUGACUAUCUUGUGUCAUUUUGUUCGUCAAGGAACCAGAACCAGACACAGUGCACAAAUCAUGGCAAGAAUGUGACUUGUAAUGGAGCAUAUGGAUUGAAUUCACUCUUUAAAACAAGAGAUAUACUGAUGGUUGGAUUGGCAACAGUGAUAAGUCUUGGAGGAUUGAUGUUUUGACAUAAUAUUGUACAGAUUCUCAUCUUUUUGAGCACCUGUUGGCAACUACAUUUACUUUUCUCAUUCUUUAGGAUUUUGAUUCCAUUUCCUUGUCUUUUGAAAUUUUGUUCACUAGUGUGAAAACAUCAAAAUUUGGCCAUUUACACAAAGUGCAUAAGCUUCAAAUUCUCAGAGCAAAACUGUAUAUAUGGAAUAUUGUUUUAUGCUUUGAAGGUGAUAAAAUUCCAGCAACUCCCUACACCCCUACCACCACCAAAAAGAAAAAGAAAGAGGUACUGAGAUUACAGGAAAGAAGUGUCUUCUAUGGUAACAACUUCUAAAAAGGCCAUCUUCAGCCAACGAAUCUUAAAAGGGCCAUUGACGAAAACAAGACACUCUUAUGCUCUUCCACCUUAGCAGAAGCAAUUGCCAACACUAAAUAGCAGUCAGGAACUUUUAUCUAUUUUUCUUGAUGUCGUGCAUUGAUUAAAAUCCCCCAAGAGAAACUAUUAGACGGAUAUAUAAUAUUUAUCAUAUAAAAUCAAUCACAUUUAUAUCAUGCAUGUUCCAAGGAGGCUAAACUACGAAAUCCCACCCAAAUGAUACUGUUUUUAAGGGCAAAAAACAGUUUCUGCUUCAAUCUUAGAACCGUCACACCAGCUGUAACCACCUACUAUAAAGAAAAAAGGAAAAAAAGAAAAGAAA
Messenger RNA from Solanum lycopersicum (tomato), 1798 nucleotides. Its product is annotated as pathogenesis-related thaumatin-like protein 3.5. Gene Ontology annotation, biological process: defense response. Gene Ontology annotation, cellular component: extracellular region. NCBI's taxonomy places the organism in Eukaryota, Viridiplantae, Streptophyta, Magnoliopsida, Solanales, Solanaceae. The record is from RefSeq and is a predicted model, not a curated record.